This is a messenger RNA of Juglans microcarpa x Juglans regia, 1191 nucleotides long. RefSeq names its product 2-alkenal reductase (NADP(+)-dependent)-like. Bases 127 to 1167 code for a protein of 346 amino acids. Lineage: Eukaryota; Viridiplantae; Streptophyta; Magnoliopsida; Fagales; Juglandaceae. Gene Ontology annotation, molecular function: oxidoreductase activity, acting on the CH-CH group of donors, NAD or NADP as acceptor. The transcript has 5 exons. The record is from RefSeq and is a predicted model, not a curated record.
AUCAUCAAGCCCGAAUUAUUGUCCUCAUUUCGUUUUCUCGUUUGUAUUGUUCUACCUAUACCAGUAGUUCCUCAUCCUUAUCUGCUGCUUCAUCUUCUCUUCAAAGGCACAAAGUGGGAGCUUGCAAUGGAAUCGACCAACAGGUACAUAACGAUAAAGACUCAUAUUAAUCACGGUGAGCCAAAAGAGUCCCACUUUGAGCUCAAGACUGCAGCUUUUGGUUUGUCAGUGGAGCUUGGUUCAAAUGAUGUCAUUGUGAAGAAUCUAUAUGUAUCGAUUGAUCCAUACCAGAUUAACCGCAUGAAGAGUUACAGCCCCUCUCAGAAAGCCAUAAACUUUGCAGUGGGCAUAGCCCUUGGAGAGGUUAUUGAUGCAUAUGGUGUGGGACGAGUUGUGGCUUCUGGAAAUCCCAAGUUUGAGAAGGAUGACUUGGUUGCUGGCUUGAUCACUUGGGGAGAGUAUAGCAAGAUAAAAGAUGGAAACAUGUUAAACAAAUUGGAUCCCAUGGGCUUCCCACUAACUUACCAUGUUGGAAUUCUAGGGUUUAGUGGAUUGACAGCCUAUGGUGGAUUUUUUAAGGUAUGCAAGCCCACGAAGGGGGAGAAAGUCUUUGUAUCUGCAGCUGCUGGAUCAGUUGGAAAUUUGGUUGGACAGUAUGCCAAACUGUUUGGUUGCUAUGUUGUUGGCUGUGCAGGGAGCAAGAAAAAGGUAGAAUUACUCAAAGAACAGCUUGGAUUUGAUGAGGCAUUCAACUACAAGGAAGAAAAGGAUUUGAAGUCAACUUUAAAAAGGUUAUUCCCAGAUGGAAUUGACAUAUACUUCGACAAUGUAGGGGGGGAGAUGCUGAAAGUUGCAGUUUCUAACAUGAAUACUUUUGGUAGAGUUGCAGUUUGUGGGAUAAUCUCAGAAUACACAGAUGAAAAGCGAGCUGCUCCAGAUAUGAUAGAUGUUGUGUACAAGAGGAUUACUAUCCGAGGAUUUUUAGCAACUGAUUAUAUGAAUGCUCAUGCAGAUUUCAUGUCUACAACCUGUGAUUAUCUUCGUACGGCUAAAAUCAAGGUCCUUGAAGACAUCACACCCGGUGUAGAGAGCAUCCCCUCUGCUUUUAUUGGACUCUUUCAUGGUGACAACGUUGGAAAGAAAAUUGUCAAGAUUGCAAAUGAGUGAAUGGGAAGAAUAAACAAAACAAAA